AUGUGUUCGCAAUCAGUGAGCGGCUCAAGUCUUUUGUCAGGUUAUAAUGAAGAUGAUGCUCGUGAAACAAGUGGACGUUCACGACGAGAAUUUGAAGAAAUAGAUGCUGUUUUAUAUGCUGAAGAAAAAGCAAAACGUUCUUCUAUUAAAAAGAUUUGUGAAGAAUGGUCAAGUAAACCACAUUUUCGAAUUCGUGGUCGUUUAAGUCAUAUUGAAAGACAGCCAACAAUAAAUUUCGCUCAACCAUAUAAACAACAAGAUAUCACUAAUAUCGAAACAACAACCACAUCAUCAACACUUGAUCUAUUAGCCACUAAUCCAAAAUUUUCUAGUUUAAAUUCAACUGAAUUAAAUGCUCUUCUUGAUGAUACUGCUUCUGGUCGUUCAUCGAUUGAUUCAAUUGAAGGUUCUGAAUUAACAAAUAAUUCUGAUUUAGAUGAUGAUGAUGAUGCUACAAAUACCAUAUUAGAUGAUCAUUUCAGUGGUACAGCUGCUGAUUCAUUUGAUACAGACGAAGAUGAUGAUGAAAAUAAUGAUUUUUCACUUGGUAUAUCAACAAAACAUCGUCAUCAUCAUUUACGUUCUAAACAUCCACAAUUAUUAAUUAAAUGUAUGAAAGAUAGUAUUGUAAAUUCUUUAGCAUCAGAAUUACUUCAACUAUUUCUUUCCGAUCAACAAUUACUUUUACAACAAUAUGCUAAACUUAUUUGUUCAAGAAAUGCUAUUAAACUUCGUCCAAAAUUACGACCAUAUUCAUUACCGCCACGUUCAUUAUCACAAAAUCGUUUUUCAUUACCAACAGCAUCAUCAAUAGCAGCAACAAGUGCUUUAUUACAAAUACCACCAUUUCCAAUACGUUCAACACCUGAACCAGGUAUGAAAUUAACUGGUCUAUUACGUGUUACACCAUUACGUAUAACAAAUUCUGGAUCAGGUACAAAUGUUCCAACAUCACCAAGAAAAUCUCAAAUACCACCAUCAUUUCCUCCACCACCACCUCUAAAUGAACGAACACCAACAUCUUUAAUACUUGAUAAACGAAAUCAACAACAAAUAUCUUUAAUUGGUAUAUCUGUUGCUAAUCCUCCUUCACAUCAAUUAACUUUAGCUACAACACCACAAUCAUCUCAAAGUCAAAUACGACAAACACCAUCAACAUUUCGUUAUCGAUCAGCUACAACAAUUAAUACAAAUAUACAAAAUAUAGAAUCUAAUACACGUUUACCACCAAUUAAUAUUGAACGUUUAACAAGUAAUGAUCAAUUCACAAUUAAUCGUUCAAAUACAACAACGUCUGUUAUUGUUGAAUCAAUUCCAACAGCAACACGAGCUGUUAGUGGUACAAGUACAGGUUCAAAUCUUUCUUCAACAAUUAAAGUACGAACAUUAGCUAAUAUUGGAAAACUUCAACGAGCAUCUCGACCAAUAUCAAUAUCAUCAAUUAAUAAUAAUAAAGACUUAAAUAAUUCAUCAUCAACAAGUCCAGCUCGUUCAAUAAUAACAACAAAUCCAUCAUCUUCAUCACUCAAAACAAAUGCUGCUAGUCGAACACAACAACAACAACAACAACAACAGCAGCAACAACAAAAAAGACCUUUAGUAACAACGAAAGCUCCACCACCACCUGCACCAGGUGUUAUUAAAGUACCUGCACCACAUAUUUUCUAG
Molecule: messenger RNA, 1668 nt
Organism: Rotaria sp. Silwood2
Lineage: Eukaryota; Metazoa; Rotifera; Eurotatoria; Philodinida; Philodinidae
Source: the annotation of a GenBank genome assembly